Molecule: messenger RNA, 1741 nt
Organism: Phyllotreta striolata
Lineage: Eukaryota; Metazoa; Arthropoda; Insecta; Coleoptera; Chrysomelidae
Source: the annotation of a GenBank genome assembly
CGCAAUAUGUGUCAUUAUAUCCUACUAAUACAUCUUUUCGUUACAACGAUUCCGUUUAUUUGAGUCGAAGAGUUUUUCGCGAUGGUGUUUUUCCGAAGGGCCACGUCCGUGUAUUCAGUCGAAAAAGGGUCGAACGAGGAAGCAUCGUGGAAAUUUUGGAAAACCAAACGAUACGUGGUGGCUUUGUUAGCAUUUUUCGGAUUCUUCAACGUCUACGCUCUUAGAGCUAACCUAAGCAUAGCCAUUGUCGACAUGACCCAACUCAAAAACGUUACUUUGGAAAACGGCACGAUCAUUCAAAAAAGCGAAUUCGACUGGGACUCCACGCUCCAGGGAUACAUACUAAGCUCCUUUUUCUACGGCUACCUGACCACCCAAUUCGCUGGGGGCUAUUUAGCAGCGAAAUUCGGCGGGAAGAACAUCUUCGCUUUGGGUAUAGCAGUGACCGCCUUGAUGACCAUCUUCACGCCGCUGCUGGUCAAAGCCAACGUCUACCUCCUGGUCGGUGUGAGGGUUGUUGAGGGAGUGUUCGAGGGCGUCACUGUACCUGCCAUACAAGCCGUUUGGGCCGCUUGGGCUCCACCAUUGGAGAGGAGUCGCUUGGUGACUGCUUCGUAUUCCGGGAGUUUCGUUGGGACUGUUGUGGCGAUGCCGGUGUGUUCGUUAUUGGCUUCUUCUUUGGGUUGGGAGAGUAUAUUCUACUCUUUCGGUGUAAUUGGACUUGUUUGGUGUGUACUUUGGGUGACACUGGUGUCCGAUUCUCCUUUAACAGAUUCAUCUAUCAGUCUUAAAGAAAGGCAAUACAUAACAACAUCGAUAGAGGAAAGUAAAGGAGAUACGUUAGAUAUGAAUAAGAUACCGUGGUUGUCUUUUCUUAAAUCAAGACCAUUAUGGGCCAUUGCAGUAGCUUUCGUUAGCGAAACUUGGGGAUUUUAUACACUCCUAACGUAUUUACCGAAAAUUAUGAAAGAAGUCUUGCACUUUGAUUUGAAGUCGGCAGGGUUCAUGUCGGCCUUACCUUACUUAGCAAUGGCUAUAAUAAUGCAAUUAGCUGGUCAAUUAGCAGAUUUUCUAUUGGUCAAGAAAGUUCUCUCGAUCACCCAUGUGAGAAAGCUAUUCACUUGCGUGGGUUUUUUGUCGCAAACGGUUUUUAUUUUGUGCGCCGGGUACUGGUUGACACCUGUCGGUACAACUUUUUGUCUGGUGAUGGCAGUUGGAUUGGGCGGUUUCGCAUUGGCUGGAUUUGGAGUUAAUGGAUUAGAUAUUGCACCAAAAUACGCCAGUAUUUUAGUUGGUAUAAGCAAUACAUUCGGAACUGUGCCCGGUAUUGUCAGCCCUAUUCUUACUGGUUACUUAGUAACUCACACGGAUAAUAUCGAUGAAUGGCGGAUAAUUUUUUACAUUUCCUCGGCCAUAUAUUUGUUCGGGGCAAUAUUUUACGCAUUUAAUGCCUCUGGUGAGUUACAGCCGUGGGCUGUAAAUGAAAAUGCAAAUGUUAAACAACCAGUAGAAGAAAAACCAAAAAUAAAAGAUGGAGAAUUAAAUUGAAUGUAGUGUUAUAAUUGAACGCGACUCGAAAUUCUGUAAUUGUGUAAAACAUUGUUAAAUUAGGUACAAAUUUCGUAGGUAUUAUUAUUUUUUUAAAUUAUAAGUAGUAUUUUACUAGACGGUAAUUAUAUAAUAGUUAUAUAAACAUUAAAGAAUAUUCAGUCAUUUAAUACGUGUUAUAACCCGUUUAGAU